CUGGCUCUUCUCACCUGCACAUUUCCAGGCUUCAUGUCGUUUCAGCCAUGCCAGGGGCGCCAGCCACUUUCAAGUCCAGCACCUCCGGGAUUUGACGUCUCCGAACGCUUGGAGAACUCGAUCCGGAACGUUCAUGUGCGGAACACCUUCAUCGAGGUGGACGAGGACGAGCCUCAUGCCGACUUAACACUCUCAGGUUUGGAUUUGCAUAACGCACCAGGGCGCACUUGGCGCCGUGGCCACUUGAGAUGUGCUUCAGAGCCGAUGUCCUUCUUUUUGUCUCAACCUCCGUGGGAGCCAAUGUCUCUUUCACCGCCGCCUUUUUCGAUGAGUGGAACACUCGGAAGUGGUGAUUCACGCCCAGUCGGCGCCGAAAGGGGCAGAGCAUGCACGACACAAAGGUCCUUGAACCAGUCUUUGGUUGCCACCAUUCAGGAAUCUCUGGACGAAUAUGAACACUUGAGGCAUUCUUUGCCCCAAUAUGUGAAGACUCCAACUCAGAGUCCACCUCCCUGGUCCAGGGCCCCGAUGCUCAUCGAUCCAGCUUGCGAGAUCCCCAGCUUGACCCAGACGCCCGAGCCCGAGGAGCUCGCGCGAGCCGAGUGGUUGGACUCCAUCCCAACCCGACUCGCGCUGCAACCGACGCGAUUUCGACAUGCCCGACAACGGUCGCGCACCAUCCAGGAAGACAGUGAACUUGAGAACGAAGAGGUCGCGCCCCCGUCUUUUGAGCCCAAAGAAGUGGGGACUUCUCCUUGGGACUCCUGGGACACGACACCCGUGAAUGUGCGUGUGCGCAACACCUUCAUCGAGGUGGAUGAGGGAUCGGAUGGUUGCACCGAUCCCUCCGACCCACGGAUGUUCGGGUCCGGACCCCGCCGGAUGGGCGCCGGGCACCUGAGAUGUGCCUCCGAGCCGACCUUUCUGGCGGGGUCGGAUGGGCGCCGGGCACCUGAGUUGGGUGGCUUCCAUUCAAGAAGUAGCAGCUACCAUGACGACAGCGUGGAGCACGAGAUUCUGCGGGGGAGUGAGUCCCCAGAGGUGCGUGGUCAGCAGAACCAUGUGCAGAACGAGGUUUUUCCAUUUCGUGGCGACACGGUUUCGGGACCAGUACCAGUCCCAAACCCGCGAGAGCAGCGAGGGCUGCAUUCAAUGUCAUUUCCCCAAAGAUCUCAAGAUCACUUCACUCAAAUGCCACACCAAAGCGCAAAGUCCUCCGGACUGUGCAAGUGGCACAGCCGUGGAAGCUGCAAGUAUGGGGACUCCUGUCGCUUUUCUCACACGAGCUCGCAGAGCCACGCGCAGAGCCACGCACAGAGCCACGCGCAGAAGCCCAAGAAGAGCGACAAAGGAGAGGUCCAACGAUCAAGCCCUUCAGGCCCACUUCCGGCAGGUCCUCUUUUGGGGGCCACUCCUUUUCCAGUCGGUGCUGUGAAUGCACAGGCCAAGCCGCGACCUGCGCAACACAAUGGGCAAGGGCAAACCAUCGGCCGCCAGUGCCGAAGUGUGAGCCCUGUCAGCACCACCGCGGGCAGCAGCGAUGGUGCCGAUGGCAGCAAGGCAAGAAGCUCCCAGAGGAGUUCAUGCGAGAAGACCCACCAGGUCUUUUGGUGUGAUGCCAGGGCGUUCAAGCAAGAGUUUCAAGGGCUCAGAGAGGAGCUUGAGAACGCCAUCGGUGUCGCCGCGAAGUCGCAUAAGACAGCCGAGAAGUGCAUGCGCUUGCUGAAAAAGAGGCAGCGCGUGCAAGCUGAACGAGGGAGACGAGUUCAGAAGGCUCGACCAUUGAUAUUUCUCGUCUCCUGGGCCAAUGCUCAGGAGCUAGUAGAUUUUUUACAAGAGGCACAACACAUGCCACCAGUGAAGGUGGUGGUGCUUUGUGACACCAACGGCCCGCGCACGCGAGCAACAGCCGAGAGGUGGGCCCGAGAGAUGCCAGUGGUGGAGGCAGUGGCAGCCACAUGGCCCGAGGCAAUCCAAGCAGUCCUGAGCUUGCUGUCAAGCGCCACUCCGAACGGCGCUUGACAUGAACUGAGAAGAGAGAUCAGGCGUCUUUCGAAGAGUGAACUUCUUGGAAGACUGCCUUCUUAGGAGGCUGCAAGUGGCUGAACAGGUUCUAUUUUUCACCGACG
Molecule: messenger RNA, 2129 nt
Organism: Durusdinium trenchii
Lineage: Eukaryota; Dinophyceae; Suessiales; Symbiodiniaceae
Source: the annotation of a GenBank genome assembly